UCCAAAACAAUCACACGUGAAAUUUUAACAGUAAAUAAAUAUAGUUUUUAAAAGAAAUUUUAGGCGGAUUAUGUCCUCGCUAAGUGAAUCCUCGUCAGCCUCUGAGCACGAGGCCAGCAGUGACGAUGAAACUCAGAAUGCCAUUCGCGAAGACCUUAAAGGAAUGUCUUUCGAGGAAAUCAUGAAACUCAAAGAAGAACUAGGCGCCAAGGUUUACAAGGAGGCCGUUCUUGGAGGCAAACGUUCCAGACCCCAAAAACCCAAAGGCAAAACGGAACUAAAGCGGCUAAACAAAAACCGACCGCGUGAAAUGAGCACCAAACGACAAGUUCCAUUUCUAGGAGCGGAGCACCGAGUGGAGCGCAAAAAAACCGUAGAGCUGCGAGAUCCAAGAUUCGAUGAGAAAUCCGGAACAUAUAAUGCGGAAACUUUCAAGAAAAACUAUCAGUUUGUCUCCCAAAUUCGUUCAAAGGAAGUUGGUCAACUGAAGAAAAAAUUGGACGAGGUGGAGGAUGAUGACGAAAAGCACAAAAUAAAGUUCACCAUGCAGCGGCUGAUUAACAAAAAUGUCGAGGACAAAAAAUGGCACACCAAACAAAAGAAACUUAAAAAAGAACGGGUAGGCAUCCAGAAGAAACACAAUCUAGGACAACAGCCUCACUAUCUUACAAAAAAGGAGCGUCGUGCUAAGGAACUGGUGGCUCAAUUUGAAGAGUUGAAAAAUUCCGGAAAACUUAACAAACAUCUGGAAAAGCGACGCAAGAAAAAUGCCGCCAAGGACCGAAAACGCAUUGGUAUAGAAUAAGACUUUCACUUUAAGGAUAAAUGUAUUUUUAACAAUUAAAAGCGCUGUGUACACUAGCAAA
Molecule: messenger RNA, 866 nt
Organism: Drosophila eugracilis
Lineage: Eukaryota; Metazoa; Arthropoda; Insecta; Diptera; Drosophilidae
Product: ribosomal RNA processing protein 36 homolog
Exons: 3
Coding region: 71-805 (244 amino acids)
Biological process (GO): maturation of SSU-rRNA from tricistronic rRNA transcript (SSU-rRNA, 5.8S rRNA, LSU-rRNA)
Cellular component (GO): 90S preribosome; nucleolus
Source: RefSeq, a predicted model, not a curated record